AUGGGUCCCCAAGAACAACAACUCCACUUUGUCUUGUUUCCAUUGAUGGCUCAAGGCCACAUGAUCCCCAUGAUGGACAUUGCAAAAAUAUUGGUGCACCGCAAUGUUAUUGUGACAGUAGUCACAACACCACAUAAUGCAGCUCGUUUCACUUCAAUCUUUGAUCGUUAUAUUGAAUCUGGGUUCCAAAUCAGAUUAGCUCAACUUCAGUUCCCAUGCAAAGAAGCUGGAGUACCAGAUGGAUGCGAGAAUCUCGAUACCAUACCUUCACUUGGCAUGGCUGCGGGUUUCUUCAAUGCAACAAACUUUCUACGUGAGCCAGCAGAAAAACUACUUGAAGAGUUAACACCACCACCUAGCUGCAUAAUCUCUGAUAUGUGUUUACCAUAUACAAAACACAUUGCUAGAAAAUUUAAUAUUCCCAGGAUUUCAUUUGUCGGAGUAAGUUGUUUCUAUCUCUUUUGCAUGUCUAAUGUACGCAUCCAUAGUGUUAUCGAGAGCAUAACUGCUGAAUCGGAGUGCUUUGUUGUGCCUGGUAUCCCUGACAAAAUUGAAAUGAACGUAGCUAAGACAGGAAUGACAAUUAAUGAAGGCAUGAAAGAGUUUACUAAUACAAUGUUUGAAGCUGAAACAGAAGCUUAUGGGAUGAUCAUGAAUUCUUUUGAAGAGUUGGAGCCAGCAUAUGCAGGGGGAUACAAGAAGAUGAGAAACAAUAAAGUGUGGUGUUUCGGACCUCUAUCAUUUACUAACAAGGAUCACUUGGAUAAGGCUCAAAGAGGUAAAAAGGCUUCAAUUGACGAUGGCCACCUGAAGAGCUGGCUUGAUUGUCAAAAGCCAGGGAGUGUAAUAUAUGCAUGCUUUGGAAGCAUAUGCAAUUUAACACCUUCACAGUUGAUAGAACUUGGUUUAGCCUUGGAAGCAUCAGAAAGACCCUUCAUUUGGGUUUUCAGGGAAGGAAGUCAGUCAGAAGCAUUGGAGAAAUGGGUUAAACAAAACGGAUUUGAGGAAAGAAUCAGUGAUCGUGGCCUUCUAAUUCGGGGUUGGGCUCCUCAGUUACUAAUAAUAUCACACCCUGCUAUUGGAGGGUUCAUAACACACUGUGGUUGGAACUCUACCUUAGAGACAAUAUGUGCUGGGGUGCCAAUGGUUACAUGGCCACUAUUUGGUGAUCAGUUUAUGAAUGAAAGUCUAGUUGUAGAAAUAUUAAAAGUUGGAGUGAAGGUUGGGGUGGAGAGACCUAUUACAUGGGGCAAAGAAGAGGAAAUUGGUGUGCAAGUGAAGAAAAAAGAUAUUGAAAGGGCAAUAGAAAGUUUAAUGGGUGAGACAAGUGAAAGUGAAGAAAGAAGAAAAAGGAUAAGAGAGCUUGCAGAGAAGGCUAAAAGAGCUGUAGAGGAAGGGGGAUCUUCUCAUUCUAAUGUGACCUUGCUUAUCGAGGAUGUCAUGCAAAAAGUCAAGAGAGAUGUGUGAUAGUCUCAUUUAUCAUAAACCAAUUUGAAAAGGCCACACUUUGUAGUUUAUCACUUAAUUAUCCAUCUUUUGAAUGGUGUACAAUGACAUCUUUCAAAUUGAUUCAUAAGGUGUGCAAGUGAAUACAACUUUUAUAUGCAACUGUUUCGUUUCAACAGUACUAAAUAUGUAACCCAUUACUCUCUAGCAGUCUAGCUUUUAGUAUUCCCGCAUAUUGAUUGAAUUUCUUGUAAAACUCAAUUUCAAAGGCAGAAUAUUACUUGAUUAGCUGA
This is a messenger RNA of Glycine soja, 1739 nucleotides long. Its product is annotated as UDP-glycosyltransferase 73C6-like. Lineage: Eukaryota; Viridiplantae; Streptophyta; Magnoliopsida; Fabales; Fabaceae. The transcript has a single exon. The coding region runs from base 1 to 1467 and encodes 488 amino acids. Gene Ontology annotation, molecular function: UDP-glycosyltransferase activity. The record is from RefSeq and is a predicted model, not a curated record.